AUGACAACAGAUUCAACAUUAUCAUCAACUACAAAUCUAAAACCAAUCAUUGCUCUUGAUUGUGAUGGAGUUCUUUUGGAUUAUCAUGCAACUUUUGCACAAAUUUAUGAACAAACGUUUGGAAAAAAAUUAACAGUUGUUUCACCAAAUGCUCAUUAUGCUGAAAGAAAAUAUAAUGUCAAUUUUAAUGAUGAAGAAAAAGAAGAAUUUAAACAAGUAUGGAAUGAAUAUGGUUGGAGAAGAAUGCCAAUGCAUGAUGGAUCAUUAGAAGCAUGUCUUUUAUUACAUGAAGCUGGCUAUGAAUUAAUUUGUGUUACAGCAAUGUCUUCCGAUUUUAUUGAACAUCGAUUAGAAAAUUUUCGUUUACAUGGAUUUCCCAUUGAUAAAAUCAUUAGUUCUGGUUAUGAUAAAGAUAAUUUUAAUAAUAAUCCAAAAAGAAAAAUUAUUGAAGAUUUAAAUCCAGCUGUAUUUGUUGAUGAUUUAAGAAGAAAUUUUAAUAAUAUUCAAUGUGUUCAUACAAA
This is a messenger RNA of Adineta steineri, 521 nucleotides long. The record is from the annotation of a GenBank genome assembly. NCBI's taxonomy places the organism in Eukaryota, Metazoa, Rotifera, Eurotatoria, Adinetida, Adinetidae.